Molecule: messenger RNA, 2487 nt
Organism: Hypoxylon fragiforme
Lineage: Eukaryota; Fungi; Ascomycota; Sordariomycetes; Xylariales; Hypoxylaceae
Product: DNA replication licensing factor MCM7
Exons: 5
Coding region: 1-2487 (828 amino acids)
Biological process (GO): DNA replication initiation; double-strand break repair via break-induced replication; DNA replication
Cellular component (GO): nucleus; MCM complex
Molecular function (GO): single-stranded DNA binding; ATP binding; ATP hydrolysis activity
Source: RefSeq, a predicted model, not a curated record
AUGGCACUUCUCCAAUAUAGAAAUAUCGUCGAUUAUGAGGCGCAACAAGUCGCUUUCGAGAAUUUCCUCCAGGGAUUCAAAACUUCUCCGGAGCAGACCUUGACGCAUGCUAUUGGUCAGAUCAACAUUGACGAGGACGACUUGAGCGAUGAAUAUGAUUUCAUGGAUGAAGAUGAUGAUCAUCAUGAGCAGCGCAGGAGGGAGAAAGCUUCGAGGUUGCCACAGCACAAAUACGCCGACAUGAUGCAGAAACUUGCAGAUCGAGCACUGGACGAGGUCUUGAUAGAACUGGAUGAUCUUACUCAAUGGGAAGAGGAGACAAACGAGGGACUGAAACUUGUGGAAUCCAUCGAAACCAACACCAAGCACUAUGCCGAGAUUAUAUCCAGAGCUAUCGACAAAAAAAUGCCUGCUCCUACUACAGGUGUAACAUUUAAAGAUGACGUUUUAGAUGUGAUUAUGGAAAAAAGACAAGCCCGAAACCGCGAUCUUGCUGAAGCGGCUGCCAACACAAACAACCCCGACUUGCUCGAGUCUACAUUUCCAGCUCAGCUGACGAGACGAUAUACGCUCGUGUUCAAGCCGAGAACAUCAACCAAAGAGAAGCCAGUCAAGGCUCUUGCAGUUAGACAAGUACGGGGAGAUCAUCUAGGCCAUCUUAUCACUGUCCGCGGCAUUGCGACUAGGGUCUCGGACGUCAAACCUGUCGUUCAAGUAGGCGCUUAUACUUGCGAUCGUUGUGGCUGUGAAAUCUUCCAGCCCGUGAAUGACAAGCAGUAUUCACCUCUUACCAACUGCCCCUCGCAAGAAUGCCACGACAACCAAUCCAAGGGCCAACUGUUUCAAUCCUCUCGAGCAUCGAAGUUCUUGCCUUUCCAGGAAGUCAAGGUUCAGGAACUGGCAGAGCAAGUUCCUAUCGGCCAGAUUCCUCGUACGCUCACUAUUUUAUGCUAUGGCAGUGCGGUCAGACAGAUCAAUCCUGGAGAUGUUGUCGAUAUAUCCGGAAUAUUCCUACCUACUCCCUAUACGGGCUUCCAGGCAAUGCGAGCCGGGCUACUGACUGAUACAUAUCUAGAAGCGCAUCACAUCACCCAGCACAAGAAAGCAUACGAGGAAAUGAUUAUAGAUGACAGGCUAUUGAGACGCAUCAGUACCUUUAGCCAGUCGGGUACCGUAUAUGAAAUGCUAGCAAAGUCGAUCGCACCAGAAAUCUUCGGUCAUCUAGACGUCAAGAAGGCUCUCCUCCUGCUCCUUGUUGGUGGUGUUACCAAGACAAUGGGUGAUGGAAUGCGAAUUCGUGGCGACAUCAACAUUUGUUUGAUGGGUGAUCCUGGUGUUGCCAAGUCCCAACUGUUAAAGUAUAUCUCGAAGGUUGCCCCCCGUGGUGUAUACACGUCUGGUCGUGGUUCAAGUGGUGUUGGUCUUACUGCCGCGGUAAUGAGGGACCCCGUGACAGACGAGAUGGUUCUUGAAGGCGGUGCUUUGGUGUUAGCAGACAACGGUAUCUGCUGUAUCGAUGAAUUCGACAAGAUGGAUGACAAUGACCGAACCGCUAUCCACGAAGUCAUGGAACAGCAGACUAUUUCCAUUUCCAAGGCUGGCAUAUCAACUACUCUCAAUGCCAGGACAUCUAUCCUGGCAGCUGCCAACCCUAUAUACGGCCGCUAUAAUCCACGCAUAUCCCCUGUUGAGAACAUUAACCUACCAGCUGCCUUGCUAUCUCGUUUCGAUGUUCUGUUCCUCCUACUCGACACGCCGACCCGCGAUGGCGACGCGCAGCUGGCCAAGCACGUAGCAUAUGUGCACAUGCAUAGCAAGCAUCCUGACACAUACGCAACCAAUGCUACUGAUGGCUCGGCCGCAGCACAGCCCAAUGUCGUAUUUACACCACAUGAGGUACGCGCAUAUGUGGCACAAGCGCGCACAUACCGCCCAACUGUGCCGGAGACCGUAACGGAAUAUCUAACAAAGACGUACGUACGACUUCGGGAGGCGCAGCGCCGCGCCGAGAAGAAGAAUAAGCUGUUCACGCACACAACACCACGAACACUACUUGGUGUAGUUCGUCUCGCUCAGGCUCUAGCUCGUCUGCGUUUUGAUAGCGUUGUCAACCGUGACGAUGUGGAUGAGGCGCUACGGCUCAUGGAAGCUAGCAAGGAGAGUCUUGCUGCGCAUGAGGGCAAUACAGGUAGAAGAACCCUUAAUGCCUCCAGCCGAAUUUAUAACCUGGUCAAGAGUCUUGCGGAUACUGGCGCAUGUAGGGCUGGAGAUGGUGAUGAGGAUGAGGACGAGGAUGAGCCAAACACGGUGGAAUUAAGCUUGCGCAAAGUCCGUGAGCGUGUGGUGGGCAAGGGAUUCACGGAAGAUCAGUGGCUGGAUGCGUUGGAGGAGUAUACCCAUUUAGAUGUCUGGCAAACUGCUGGCAAUGGUACGAGAUUGGUGUUCAUCACUGCCAAUGACAAUGCGGAGAAUGAUGACGAUGAAUAA